UUACAUCAUGCAGCUCGGCCAGGGUAUGUCCCGGCGGCUUCGUCCGCGCUUCCACACAGGACUGGCCGUGUUUAGCAUCAAUGUACCCCCUACCCUGUGGAGACACCUGGAGGCGCUGCUCACAGGGUAUGGGGGUACUGCGACACGGCAGUACUGCGUCAGCAGAGCCGGACUGCGGAGUGUGAGGGUGACCAUCCCGGACAUCACCACAGCACAGCGGAUCUGGUCACCUGCCCGAAGAGACGGCACCAACUACCUGUGCCGCCGCCACUUUCAGAGGGCGAGACACAUCGGGCAGGAUGGCCAGAUCCACUACACAUCAACCUUCCAAGGGUACAGUGCUGUGGUGGUGUCCAGCCUAACACCAGUGGUGGUCACCUCUCACCUCCGCACCGGCAUUACAACGUGUAGUUUCUUUCGCCAGAACUACACGGAGGGUGGCCUUGCAAUCAACACCUCACUGCAGGCCACCCUCAACUCUGCUGACGCAGUACUGCAUUAAUACCUAUCUAGA
Branchiostoma belcheri (Belcher's lancelet) is the source of this 514-nucleotide messenger RNA. RefSeq lists its product as uncharacterized. The record is from RefSeq and is a predicted model, not a curated record. NCBI's taxonomy places the organism in Eukaryota, Metazoa, Chordata, Leptocardii, Amphioxiformes, Branchiostomatidae. The coding region runs from base 8 to 502 and encodes 164 amino acids. The transcript has 2 exons.